UCUAAUUAAAUGAAGUGUUUUGUGCUCCAGGUGUUCUCAGUAAUAAUGAGUGGAAAGUGAUGUAUCCUCCUCCGAUCUGUGCUGUGAGGGGAUCCAAUGUCACUAUUGCCUGUUCAUUUACAUAUCCACCUGGGCAAGUAGCGCGAGUGCUGUGGUGUUCAAAGAGAUCAAACCAUGAUGUCUGUAAAAAUAUGCCAUAUGUUUAUGACAGUGGUGCCAACAAUAAUCAAAGCAACUUUCAAUACAUUGGAGAUAAAACUUCAAAUUGUUCUCUUUUGAUCAGUAAUAUUACUCAAACAUAUUCUGGAGAGUAUAAAUUCAGAUUUAUAACCAAUUCGCCAGGCGGAAAAUGGACAGGUGAUCCUGGAGUGGAAAUUUCAGCACACGAUUUAAGGGUGUUAAUGACCAGAUCGAGAGACAAUGGAAGCAUAAUAGUAGGAGACUCUUUGAGUCUGACAUGCACACUCGACUGCUCUAAUUUAGAUGAAGUUCAGUGGUUUAAGAAUGAGGAACCGAUGACACAUUCAGAACCCAUCCUCACCUUCAGCAGUGUAACUACUGAAGACUCUGGGAAUUACUCUUGUUCGUUGAGGAACUUUAAAACAACUGUAUCUGAAGAAUUUAGAAUUUACAUUGAAGAUGUUGCUGUGUCCCCAACAGUUCUGAUUAUUGUAGUGUCUUUACUCUCACUUGGUUUCGUUAUUGCAGCUGUGAUGCUUAUAAGAAGGUAGGACUUUUUGUUUUGUUUGUUCUUGCACACACCAAUGUAUUAUAACUCUUUCAGUCAGUCUGAAUGAAACAUUAACUGACCUUCCACAA
Rhinichthys klamathensis goyatoka is the source of this 819-nucleotide messenger RNA. RefSeq lists its product as uncharacterized. The coding region runs from base 60 to 731 and encodes 223 amino acids. Lineage: Eukaryota; Metazoa; Chordata; Actinopteri; Cypriniformes; Leuciscidae. The transcript is spliced from 3 exons. The record is from RefSeq and is a predicted model, not a curated record.